Messenger RNA from Pseudogymnoascus verrucosus, 4709 nucleotides. RefSeq lists its product as uncharacterized. Bases 282 to 4526 code for a protein of 1414 amino acids. The transcript has 6 exons. NCBI's taxonomy places the organism in Eukaryota, Fungi, Ascomycota, Leotiomycetes, Thelebolales, Thelebolaceae. The record is from RefSeq and is a predicted model, not a curated record.
ACCACAUUUACUAUAGAUAUUUCGCUGCCUCAGUGUGACUUUGUCAUGAUUGGCAGGUGUUAUAAGUUGCAAGUCGGCAAGGCGGAGCAGCGCUGAGACGUGGCAGGCCUCAGCCUCCUUGUCUCAAUGAGGCGACGAGAAGGCCUACCUCAGCCUCGUACGUAUAUAAAACCCAACCAACCCCAUACUAUCUACCUUAGAUAGGAGCACCAGGCCAGAUAUGAGCCAAAUAUAAUGCGACCAUAUCACAAGCCCUGAUUAGCGCAAUAGUCUAAUCGAUUAUGGCGUCUAAUCCAACAUCACCGAUGAGCGGCCCGGAUGAAGAAUUCCUCAAGUCUCACGAACUAUUUUUUAGUGCGUUAUCCGGAAAUGACAGGUCUCAAUUCAAGUCUUGUAAAUCGCCAGAGGAACUCUUAGAGGAGGUGAAGAAGUUCUCUCGUUUCAAAGACGAGAAAGGGAGCUGGGCAAGACCCAUCAUAUGCAUUCAGAAGUUCAGCGACAGGCUUGCUCCGUACUUUGAGAUCAUAACUAUAUUUACGCAGUCACACCCGGAAUUGAGUUCUAUAGCCUGGGGGGCAGUGAGGUUGAUAUUACAGCUAGCUCACAACUUCACCUCCUUUUUCGACAAACUGACGGAAAUCUUGGACGAAAUUGGUCGAACAAUACCACGCUAUCAAGAAAUUCUUACACUAGCACCUGGAGAGUUGUCUACUAGAUUUCGUUCAUCUCUAGUUGCUUUUUACCGAGACCUCUUCGAGUUCUUCACAUCAGUUGCAUGUGUUUUUACCCAAAAAAGCGGAAAGCUAAAGCGAACGCCAGUUGUCAUAUCGCAAUUGCUAUGGAAGCCGUUUAGCGUACGGUAUACUAACUUUGUGAAGAGACUAGAUUUCCACGGUGAUGUCUUAGAGGACGAAGAAAAUUUAAUGAGAACAAAAACUCUUUUCCAGAUAAAGAAGUCACAAGAUGAGAUGCUACAUGACGUUGAAGAGCAACGCCAAGAAGAAAAUGAGUACAAGUCGCUACUUUCUAUCAUUCAUGAGAAGGUGUCCGCUGUUGAACUAAAAAACAUUCGCGAUUCUGUAAAAGAUUGGCUACAAUUGCCAUCUUCUGGUGAAAUUCAAGAGCCUUUAUCGGAUGCGCAACGCUUGCGAGAUUCUAAUACGGGCACAUGGAUAUUCGACGACAAUCAAUUUGUUGCCUGGCAUCAGAGUAAUCCUAGUCAUUCUGACCAGUGCCAUCCCCUCUCUAACGCACUCUGGGUUCGAGGAAACCCAGGCACCGGAAAGUCUGUCCUCGCAGCUUCUGUUUUAGACUGGCUCGGAACGUCAGGCCGCCACGAUAGAGACCAAAAUCAAGCCUUGGCAUACUUUUUCUUCUCGUUCAGAUCCCCCCCUACACGACGACUGUCCAAUGCAUACCGAGAAAUCCUCUCACAAAUAUUUCGGCAGUUACAAGAGAAUGCUGCAGUGCUAGAUUGCUUUACCUUUGCCGCAGCCAAGUCGGCAACAAGUUGCGCUAGUAUAAAGGAUCUCCUAGCAUUGCUUAAACUUUUAGCACGGCAUAUUCCUCGGUUUACUCUUCUGUUCGAUGGAUUGGAUGAGUCGGAUGACCCCGAAGACCUUAUUAAGUCACUUGCUACAUGUUUCUCUGGAACCCCGGCUAAGAUGAUAUUCUUCAGUAGGCCGAAUGUUCGGGCUUUAAUGGCAGCACCUCGGAUAGAACAAAUCACCUUGUUACGCCAUUCGGUAGAGGCUGACAUUCGAAUAUACCUGUCCCAUCGACUUGAAGGUCUCCAUGAGAAGCUUCCUCCUAGUUACCCUGAGGAGAAGAUUUUGACACAUUUACUCGACAGUGCAAAUGGAAUGUUUCUUUGGGCUAGGCUUAUGAUGGACUACUUGGAGUCACCAGCUUUAGACCCACCGGAAACUCGAUUAGCUUCAAUAUGGGAGACCACCCAACACGAAACUCUCAACGACAUGUAUAUUCGAAUUCUCCAGCACAUAGGGAAAAAAACGAAGCCCGAGAUAGAUAUGGCUCGCCGAAUUCUAUACUGGUUAUCAUUUUAUGCUCGCCCAAUUGAAGCUGGCGAGCUUUGGGAGGCUAUUUAUAGUCUGACGACCCCUUCUCCACCCCCAGGUCUCACGGAUCAUGUUAUCCCGUCACCAAAGCAAACGGAGGAUUUCGAUCACGCUAUUGUGAUUAUUUCUACUUGCCUUGCCGAGAAGCAUGAAUUUGGAUAUCGACUCGUUCAUCAAAGUGUUGUCGAAUUCUUCAGGACAUGGAGCGAGGAAUUGCUUUGUAAUGACCCCGUUGUCUUACAGUUGUUACUAGAACCAGGCGAGGCACAUUGCUUGCUUGCAAAUGCAUGCCUUUCCUACUUGGUUAACCGCAUUCCUGCACAACCACUUUCUGGGGAUAUGCGGCAAGGAGUCUCGAUGCACAGAAUCCGGUUUGGCUUUCCUCUUGUGAAGUAUGCAUGUUUGUAUUGGACGCACCAUCUUAAGGAGUUUCUCGAAUGCAAUAUGGAUGCAAUCCAGGCUCGCUUUCAGCAUAGUGCACCAUCCGUUACAAGGGGUUUUGUUAACCUCGUCAAGACUUUGUCAAUAUUUCUUGCCAAUAAGCUUUUUGCAAAUACCUGGGUAGAGCUGCAAUAUAUGGUUUGUAAUCAUACAGAUCUCUUAAGACAUAUCAAUGACUUAGGCGACUGUUGUGACCUAAUAGAAUCGCUCCCUACAACAUGCCUUCCAAAGAACUUGCGGGAGUUAUUAGGCAAGAUCACAUAUUUGCAUAGGGAUAUUCUGGCACUAAAUUCAGCAUGGGGUCCAACUUUAGAGGAAAACCCACAUUACAUUUGGAACGACAUUACAGCAUUUCAGGAGAGCUCUUCUUUCAUGAAAACAUCUGCAGUCACAGUGCGAUCCAUGGCGCCGUCGCAAUUCGAUAGCCAGAUACUCACUUCGAAGCCACUCAUCUCUCUCUCAAAAGAGCGAGACGACGGCAAGAUGGUGGGAGUGUUGAGCGUCUGGCCUCCAAAGUCAUUUGAAGAAGCCUGGCCGAAAGCUACGGAGAGUAAAGUCGAAGGCCUAACCUGCGAAGGAUGGAUAGCGCGAUUCGAAGUAUGGGACGUACACUCCGAAGCAAAAGAUAAAGUCAACGACAUUAGGAUCCCUCUAAGUGCGAUUGAAGUCAAAGAUCAUGUUGGCCGAUCGAUUACGCUACGAAAAGUGCUCGAAGGAAGAACCAACCGAACCACGCCGACUGUCUUCAACAAGUGGUCGAUGCCAUUCCCAGCAGCAAUUGGUAGCCAGGUCAAUCUUCUCAUUAUACUAAAUACUGUAUACUUGCUUGACUUGACUCUAAGCGAACCUGUCCAUGAAAUGAGCCUCCCAGCUCCAGAGGCAGACUCAAACUUGAGCGCUACAGAUAGCCAAAAUGGGAAAGCACAAAAGCAGCCAAGGUCCCGCCCUCUGCGCGAAUCUCUCCGCCUAGCUCAAUCUCACUCCUUUAUUAUCAGCAAUAAUAGCCGGUAUAUCCUCAGACUGGAUGCUAGGAGCCUUGUGAGCACAACUGCCGGAGAACCUACCGUAUAUUCCGUCACGGCUAUCACGGUCAACCAAACAGAAAAAAUCUGCGGUGUCAUUGCACAAGUUGGAGGCAAUAAUGCAGGUAUGAACAUUAACUCGUGCAGCUUUCAUCCUACGCUUCCGCUAGCACUGUUUUUUACGAGAGGCUUUGGAGGUGACCGAUCUAUGAUGCUCUGGGCAUUUACUGCAGAAAGCCACAACGGACAGGAUUUUAACAUCUCGACACCUGGCGGCAACCUAGAAACUCUGUCUAAGAUAGAGCCAAGUCAGACUGGAAUUGAGUACCUACAUUUCUCAUCAUGUGGUACAAAUGUCGUCGUCAAAUGCUCUGGUAGACAACUUCCGGAAGUCUACUCACUUCAAACGAAUCCUAUCUACAACCUCAGCAUUCGCCUACAGCAAGAAGACCUAAUAUCAUCAUCGACUACGGAAAUGUCCUCGACAGAUACAUCCUUGUUACAUAGCCCUGAUCAAUCUCGAAUUCACCAAGGACAGUCCUUGAUACGGAACUCAUCGGCCUACAGAGUUAAUCUGUCCCAAGACCGAACGCAAAACCAUCUCGAACUUACCAAAGUAUCGAAUGAUGCAAAGACCCGCCAACACCUAGUUUCAUUUCCAAACUCAUGGACAGAUCUCGACAAUUCCAUCGAUAUUACGCUAUCAAAGGCUAAUGAUGCAGAUCGAAAUGUUAGGAUGAUGAUAAACCAGGGACACAAAAGUUGGUACGAGGCUUCUGAGCAACAGGAGGCACAUUUCCCUAUAAUUGUAGACAAGGAUUCUAGAGCCUUUCUUCCAGCUCAGUCACAAAGUUUCAACAAGUGCCGGAAACGAGACGCUGCUGAGAUGUUGGAAUUUGACGCUCUUUUUUCAGAAGACGGGGAUGAGCUGAAUGCUCCGAAGCAGCGUUUGAUCGGGUAUGGAGGUAAUUCUCCUAAAGAUUAAAGAUCUAGUUCUUCACUUCGCGAUGUUUCUACUAUGUUAGGGAGACCACCAUAAUUAUUAAGUAUGUGACGGGGACUACCGCAAUACGCCACUGGGAACGGAUGUUAGAUAGGGGCAGUUGUUUGGGGGAUUUUGGUGGCGUGUAGAAACGAGAUUCUGUACAUAUCUCAUAUUCAUUUCCUA